Messenger RNA from Onychostoma macrolepis, 9983 nucleotides. RefSeq names its product neuron navigator 1b (gene nav1b). Gene Ontology annotation, biological process: neurogenesis; microtubule bundle formation; neuron migration. Gene Ontology annotation, cellular component: microtubule cytoskeleton; axon initial segment. The coding region runs from base 698 to 6319 and encodes 1873 amino acids. The record is from RefSeq and is a predicted model, not a curated record. Lineage: Eukaryota; Metazoa; Chordata; Actinopteri; Cypriniformes; Cyprinidae. The transcript is spliced from 32 exons. Gene Ontology annotation, molecular function: ATP hydrolysis activity.
GCUUUUCUCUUUCACAAUCACUUCAUACGUUCAUCAUAGCACCAUCAUUUUUGCCUCAAAUCGUCUGUUUGAAGUGCACCACUCUAGAUUUUGUUUUUCUCCUUGUACAUAUUUUCCCACCACAAAACAAGCAAAGCACGUGUCGAGGCCGCAUAUUUUCUCUGGUGCUGUUGAUUUUGUGUGGGAGACCGUUUCUAUAAUUAUGAGUGGUCUUAAUGGAAUAAGCAGAGUUAAAGAGCAUUAGCUGAGUAAAUGCAACCCGGCUGAUGUGAAACAGAGACGCGAUGGUCAGUCGGCGCGUGUGUGUGUGUGUGUGUUGUGGAUGGAUCACUCCAUCAUGCUCAGAUUAGAUUCAGUCCAGUAAAGCCUGAUAAACGAGCGGCUGCAGCUGCAGUUCUGCCUUUAAUGCGGCUGAAACUUGAGUCUGUCUGCAGAGGGACUCGCCCUCCAUAUAAAGCACCCCACACUGAUAGAUGACAGCCACUUUAAACCCCACCUUCAUCAUCAACAUUACAUACAGGUAAUCAAAAUCAUCAUCUUGAUGUGAUGUUGAUAUUGAUGAUGAUGAUGAUGAUUUUGGGGUUCAUGAUGAGGAAGAUGAUGUCCAGCUGGCAAGACUGUCGACACUGGACCUGUGACGUUACUCUGUCAUCCGUUUCUCCGGCAGUGGGGCUUCAUCUGGUGAUCUUCCUGGACCAUGAGCAGUGGUGUGAACCUGAAGACGAUGUCUCAGAGCAGCUCUGGUAUUCCUCUGCCACGGAGUCUGACCAGCCUCUCCAAACAGGACACCAGGGGCUCGAGCAGCGCUUUACUGGGUCCAGCCGCCCAAAAAAAGCUGCCUGGACGAACAUCCACAUUAUCUUCCUCAGCCUCAUCCAUGUCGUCUCUAUCGAUCUCAAAGGAGUUGCUCAGAGGCACCGGUUGGAGAACUCAGUCUUUACAGAGAACACAUGGGACGUCCGGUGGAACAAACAGGCCGUCAUUUGCUCCCCGUUCGGCCCACAGCAGCCCACAUGUGCCCAGACGAGAAAUUAUCCCACUCAAAAACAGCCUCCGGAGGGGCUCGUUGCCCCAGGAUGAAUUCAGAGACCUGGAGAGACACUCCAACAAGAACUGGAGAUCUGGCUGUCAUCACUUCAGGAGUCUAGACAAUGAGGUUGUUGAAUCUUCUCGAGAGGAACAGACGGGUCAAGCCCUUCGCAAGCCUACCAACGGGAACGUCAUUUGGGAAACGUCAACUGCUGUUCAGAGGGACUUUCAGAAGCAGCGGAUGAAAAUGCUGGCUCGUGGUGACAGCAACAGAGGAACGAUUGCGUCCAAAUCUCAUGUGAACGGCACAAACACGGGUCCUGCAGGAAGGGAGUCUCCACGCAUGGCAGCGGUGGCACCUUUCAGAUUCAGGCUGCAGGUUGGAGAAGACGCUGAAGCUUCUCUUGAGGAUCUGAGCGAUUGUUCUUCAGACUCUAUGGAAGUGUGCUGUGAGGAUUUGGAUCCCGAAUCUCAAAGGAAACGGACGGUUCAGAAUGUUCUGGAUCUCAGACAGAACCUGGAGGAAACCAUGUCCAGCCUGCGAGGGACUCAGCUCAGCCAGAGUUGUCUGGACAGCAGCGUCUGCUACGACAGCGAUGAAACCAACGCUCGUAGCAUCUCCAGCCUCUCCAACCGUUCCUCUCCUCUCUCCUGGCGCCACGGACAGUCCAGUCCUCGUCUGCAAGCCGGCGACGCUCCCUCCUCAACGGGCAGCAGCUAUGUGUCGGGCACCAAGGCCUCGUCUCAGUACACCUCUCACACCAUGCCUGCCCGCUGCUCCAGCCGCCUCAGCCACACGUCACGCAGCGAGUUCAUCGAAGGCCUGGACGCCAGAGACAGCGACCUCAAGUCUGGUUACCUGAGUGAUUCUGAUGUACUUUGCAAGAGCCUUAAUGACGACGAUGACGAUGACAAUCUGGCCAAUGGCUGGGACGAGAGCAGCUCCAUCAGCAGCGGAUUGAGUGAUGGUUCUGAUAACCUGAGCUCAGAGGAACUCAACGCCAGCUCGUCUCUCAACUCCCUCCCCACCACACCUGUCGGCUCGCGACGCAACUCCUCCGUCAUGUUGCGGACGGAUGCAGAGAAGCGUUCUCUGGUGGAGAGUGGACUGGCGUGGUACAGCGAGGACAGCAAGUCCUUACGGAAAGCUGAUGGGGUUUAUGACACAGGCAGCCUAAAAUCAGAGCCUUCCAGCAAGUGGAGGAAAACUCGGCUGCCGGAUGGUUCUGUGCAGGACAAGGCAGGGAAAGGAGACCUGAAGAAACCUCAGAGUCUCGGACAUCCUGGGAACUUCAAAAAGAGCCGCAAUCCUCCUGUGGGCGUCACCUCACCCAUCACACACACUUCACAAAGUGUGCUAAGAGUUGCAGUUUCUAAAGGAGACACUAAGGCAGUUGACAAGGUAAAAAUGUCUGUCAAGGCAACGGGUCUCCAGCGUUCCCGUUCCGACGCCGGCCGGGACAACGAGCACCGCAAGCCUCCCUCAGGUCUGGUCAAACCCUCCGCCGGCGCCUCCUUCGGUUACAAGAAACCGCCGACUACCGGAACCGCCACCGUCCUGACAGCAGGAGGCGCCACCAUCACCAGCGGCUCGGCUACUGUGGGCAAAACCCCCAAGUCCUCGGGCAUCCCCAUCAAACCCGUCCCAGGUGGAGGCAGUCGCAAAAACAGCCUGGACGCCAGCGGCUCCGAACAGGGUUUUCUUGCACCCAACGCUCGCGGGAGCAUUCAGUACCGCAGUCUGCCGCGGCCUGCUAAAUCCAGCGCUAUGAGCUUGACCGGACGCCCUUCCUCUCGUCCUGUUAGUGGCAGCAGCGACACCAGUCUCUUCACCCUUAAACCCGUACCCCCUCUGCCCAACACCAUGCCCACCAGAGGAAAAGAUGGAGGCAGUUUGAAAGCGUCUAGUCGCCCGAGCAUCACUGGACCCGUCAACCAAACGGACCGUGAGAAGGAGAAGGAGAGGGCCAAGGCCAAAGCCGACCUGGAGAUCAGCUGUCUGAAGGCUGAGAACCAGAGCGACUGCUGCGGAGAGACUGUGGAGAAGAUCCACCGAGUGCGGAGGACGAGCACGAGUAAAUACCCAGAACUGAGCUCUCCGACCAGCACGCCAAGGUUGUUGAGCAGUAAGUCUCUAGUUCAUCCUCCCAGCUUGGCUCAUCUAGACAAGGUCAACUCCAACAGUCUGGACUCCUGUAUCACCAUCCAUGACCUUCCUCCAAAGAUCCCUCCCUACUCCAAGCUGCAGGACCUGGCGGGCUCCCGCGUUCCCCCUCGACUCACCCCGAGCCCCGCGCCGGUGCUCCACAUCGACUCUCCCAGCUGUUUCUCAGGCCAGACGCUGUCGGUCAGCAGCUCCCCCAUCCUCUACCCCAAGAUGUCCGGCCUGCACCGCAGCAUGGAGUCGCUGCCGCUUCACAUGAGCGUCCCCUCCAAACCUGAUCUGGGAGAGCGGGACGAUGCCAGGAGUACUGGGACGUGGGGUGCAUGCAGUCGGACCUCCAUCCCUUUGGGCGACAGUUUACAAACUGAUAGGAACACCUUUCCCAAGAAAGGAUUAAGUCGCUAUGGCAGCGGCCAAUCAGAGGGAGAAGUGAGGGAACGCCGUCAUUCCCACACGAUCACGAGCAUGACGGAUUCGGAGAGCCCGCCGCAGCUGCCCUCGCCGACACACGUGACACAGCCCUUCCUGGGAAAAACGCCGCCGACCAACGUGGUGGCACCAAUCCCAAGUUCAGGCUCCGGUUCCCAGAUCACACGCUCCAGCAGCAUCCCGGCGAAUGACAUGGGCUACGAGCUGUACGGCACGUCUCCUCUGGGCAGCUCUCUGUCUCUGGCCGACCGUCCAAAGAGCAUGAUGAGAUCCGGAUCCUUCAGAGAGCCUAGUGAAGAUGUUCAUGGAUCUGUACUGUCUCUGGCCUCAAAUGCCUCGUCCAACUAUUCAUCAACUGAAGAGAGAAUGCAAGGAGAGCAAAUCCGGAUACUGAGGCGUGAGCUGGAGUCGUCUCAGGAUAAAGUGACCAAUCUGACCAACCAACUCUCAGCAAAUGCUAACCUGGUGGCGGCGUUUGAGCAGAGUCUGGCCCUCAUGACGGCACGACUGCAGAGUCUGUCAGUCACUUCUGAGCAGAAGGAUUCUGAGCUACAGGACCUGAAGGAAACCAUAGAAGUCCUAAAGACCAAGAACACAGAAGCUCAGUCCAUCAUUCAAGUGGCCCUCAAUGUCCCCGACACCGCACCCAAAGAGCUGCAGAUCGACCGGCAGAACUCGUCAGAGAGCAUCUCCAGUCUGAACAGCAUCACCAGUCACUCCAGCGCCGGCAGCCUGAAGGAACAGGAGGCCAAGAAGAAGAAGAAAAAGAGCUGGCUGAGGAGCUCCUUCAACAAGGCCUUUAGUAAAAAGGGACCCAAAGCACCAUACGCAGAUAUAGAGGAGAUCGCAACGCCGGUCACAUCUGCCCCAUCUUCACCCCAAAUCCAACAUAAUGUGGAUAACGCCUCUGCAAAUGCCUCGAUUUCAACAUCUGGAUCGUGCGAGGGCCACGAGGACACUGAGCAGGAUGAGAAAGUGGUGUCAGAGUUACGCUCGGAACUGUGGGAGAAAGAGCGCAAGCUGACGGACAUCCGUUUGGAGGCGCUGAGCUCCGCCCAUCAGCUGGAGCAGCUGCAGGAGGCCAUGACCAACAUGCAGGUGACGGUGGAAAACCUGAAGGCGGAGAAUGACCAGCUGAAGACGGGUGGCCCCUCCUCCAGACCUCCGAGCUCCACCUCCCAGUCCUCUGGCCUCGGUUCAUUGGGCGUCUCAUCACCACGGCAAUCAGUGUCGUCUUUUGGAAAAAACGGCAUGGGACAAAAUGAGCCUUACCCAGAUGUCUUUCAAAGCCCCACCACGACUUUGCAGAAGGACGAGAGUCUCGUCAGAGUGUUGGUUCGCAUACCCAAUCAGCACCUAUUCAAAGACGAAGUGAAACAGCUGGAGUUUUUCAUCGGCACGGUUAAAAUCAGUGGAAGGACCGACUGGUUUUCUCUGGACUCUGCAGUUAUCCAGGCUUUUAAAGAGUAUGUAGCGGUGGUGGACCCCGGCUCCACUCUCGGUCUCUCUCAGGACUCCAUCUACAGCUACAGCCUAAGCCAUCUGAAGAGGGUUCUGGGAGCGCUGCCGCCCGAGACGCCUCCUGUGCGCCUCUACAGCAAAGGCUCCUCCUGCAUCAGCGUGACUCUGAAAGGACUGAAGGAGAAGUGUGUGGAUGUUCUGGUGUUUGAGACACUCAUCCCCAAGCCCAUGAUGCAGCAUUACAUCAGCCUGCUGCUCAAGCACCGGCGCUUGAUCUUAUCGGGUCCCAGCGGCACAGGGAAGACCUACCUCACCUACCGCCUCGCUGAGUACCUGGUGGAGCGCAGCGCUCGCGAAGUUACGCCCGCCAUCACCAUCACCUUCAACAUGCACCGCCAGUCCUGCAAGGACCUUCAGCUCUAUCUGUCCAAUCUGGCCAAUCAGAUCGAUCGGGAGAGCAGCACAGCUGAGAUCCCAUUGGUUGUUAUCUUGGAUGAUGUGCAUGAUGCAACAUCCCUCAGUGAACUUGUUAAUGGUGCUUUAACCUGUAAAUAUCAUAAAUGUCCAUAUAUAAUAGGGACAACCAAUCAGCCAGUGAAGAUGACCCCUAACCAUGGCCUACACCUCAGCUUCAGGAUGGUGAUGUUUUCCAAUAACGUCGAGCCAGCAAACGGAUUCCUAGUACGUUACCUGCACAGAAAGCUAAUGGAGGCUGAAGAUCCCAGGAGCGUGAAGAAUGAAGAUCUGCUGCGAGUGCUGGACUGGGUGCCCAGACUCUGGUACCACCUCCACACCUUCCUGGAGAAACACAGCACCUCUGAUUUCCUCAUUGGUCCCUGCUUCUUCUUGUCCUGUCCAGUAACAGUAGAGGAAUUCCGCACGUGGUUUAUCGAUCUUUGGAAUCAUUCAAUCAUCCCAUACCUGCAGGAAGGAGCCAAAGAUGGCAUUAAGGUUCACGGGCAGAAGUCGGUGUGGGAGGAUCCGGUGGAGUGGGUCAGAGGAUCUCUGCCCUGGCCGUCUGCUCAGCAAGACCAGGCCAAACUCUUCCACCUGCCUCCCCCGAGCACAGGCCCCGGCAGCCCCAGCCAGCCAGGAGACGAUCGGCCACAUAAGGAGACGCCGCCCAGCUCCGUCGAGUCAGAUCCACUGAUGGCUAUGCUGUUAAAACUACAAGAGGCUGCCAAUUACAUCGAGUCACCAGAGAAAGAAACAGAUCCAAAUCUCCCUCCUCUCUGAACAUCUCCUCCAUCUCUCCUGCCGCCCAUGUCGAGGUCCAAACUCCAACAGCUGCCCCACACCUGCAGAUGACACUGUACUGUUACUAUAAAUGCUGUUAGUGCAUUUCACCCACUCGUUUAUUAUAUUAUCCAUCCCACCUUUUUCAUGUCAAUCGAAUGUCCCUUACAGAAAAGUACUGUGGUGGUACCGUGGUACUUUCUCAUUUGGGUAGUUGACUUGUUCUGCAGUAUGACAUGCUAUACGACUAUUUUAAACAGCAUUUUGCUCUUUUAAAGUUAUGCAUGCAGCAUGCAUGAAUCAUAAGACUACACAGAGUAUUUGUAGUUGUAAUAAUGGAUUUGUUGCACCUCAGGACCUUUAAAAUGAACUAGUGAUGGCAAAAAUCAUGGUUAAAGUGGUAGAAAAACUUCAGGAAGAAAUGGUGACCCAUUACAGGACCUAAAUCUAAACCUUUGCAAAAUAGUUUGAAUAUUAGUGGUGAUCCAUAAAACUAUCCAUAUACCGUGGUGCCGAGUAAAUAACAUGGUAUUAUCAUGUUAGUGACCAAACCAUGGUAAUACCACCACAGCCAGUUCAUCCAUGCUAAAUUUUAGUUUUUACCACGGUACUUUUAUGUAAGGGCUUGCAAAAACAAUAUUCUGUCAUGAAACGUAACUCUCCUUAAAAAAAAUGAUGAAAAUGAUCAUUUUAUAGCACUUCUUUCUGCAUAUUUCCAUUUACGGACACUUAGUACAUAUGUAAUUCUCUUUGCGGGAACCUUUACUCUUCCACUGCUGCCCAUAUUAACAACGCAACGAGACAGGUGCUAAAAUCGCUAGUGUGGUAAUGAAUAAGAGCCAACAUGGGAGAUAUUGGGAAAUACUAUGUGUCUCACUUAAUAAUGUAACUCUUUACAGGCCACUUUAGCCUAUGCUGCUUUUUGUACGCUUCAUUUCUUUCACGUUUGAAUAUGGCCACAGCAUGAGUUAGUUUAACCCCAGAAACACUUAUGCAGACUGCAUUACACCUUCUUUCUCUUUCUAACACAGUGAAUGCCUUACAACAGAUUCUAAGCGUGCUAUCAUGUUCCCUCCUCACUCUGUAGGGGGCAGAGUUAAGCAAAGUUCAGAAAUGAAUCUGAAUUAAAUCGGAUGUCACAUUGAGGAAUUUACUGAAUUGCAAUUCAAAACAAAUCUUGACGGAUUGUGGUUUGUAGAAAACAGCUGAAUGAUAUUUCAAACUUAAAACUGAAAUGUAUUAUUAAACAUGCAGUCUUUGAAUUUCAUUCCAUUUUAAUUCUAAUUCCUAAAACUUGCAUCCUGUUUCUAAAGGCGCUUAACCCUGACAAGGGCAAGCGUUCUCCAAACUGAAGCUUGCGUUCCCUCAAAAGUUCCCACAGUACACAAAAGCACCUCUGUAAAGAUAAUUUGCAAUUGGAGAGACGGACCAUUUUUGUGCACUUUGAUUUACUGUAAUGAUACUGUAGAGACGUUUUACUUGGCUUUGACACUGAUCUCAGCUCAGGGGUUUGGUUAUCUCAGGCCUCUAAUUAGAUUCAAUACAGCUACUUUCUCAGUUACUGCUCUCUUUGUAGCAAAUGGUGCAAAUGUAGAAAACCAAAUACUCAGUGCUUUAUUCAGUAUGAGCCUUUUAUUUGAAGUACUAGAGACGAUCACCCCAGUAAAGUGCACACGGAUGCGAAGACGAAGAUUAUCUUUGAUUAUUUGGUGCUAUUCUCUAUCACUAUUGGAAAACAUGACUUGGUUUAGCAAAAAUCGCACUUGACAUCCAAUAGCCUUAGUCUUGUGGCAUUUAAGGGCAUCUUUAGGUGCAACCAAGUGAUCAUUUUAUUUAUACAAUCCUUUUAGUCGUAGUUUUACAGCUGUAAGCAUUAAGUUUCCUUAGACGUAGUUUAAACAUCGCACUAAAAAUCCACCGUGAAAUCACUAUGUCAAAGUAAAUCAGCCUCCUUUUUAAUGGUACUAUAAAAACAUAUCAAACCGCACAGCAUUUCUCUGAAGCUUAUGAUUAAUAUCAAAGUCUGCAGUUCUGUUGAGCACUAACGAGAGUACGUCCUCAACGCUCACACGGAAGAGGAUUCGCUCACAGAGAGCAGUGGUGGACCAGUAAUUUCCCAUCUCUGUACCUGAAACUAGUAUACAAACAUGCAUGUAAGUAAGAUCUGGGCUAUUAAAGUUUAUUAACUCAAAUCAUUUCAUUCCUUUCUAUUCAUCUAUACUGCGUUAUCAUUACUCUACAGUGUAAAUAUGAUUUUCGUAGUUCCUUCUCCAAAAAAUGAGGGUUUAUUAGCCAAAUAGAGAGACUCGUAAUGUUCAAGAUGGCAAAACGAUUUUGUUAUUUUAGCCUCCUUCAGUUGCGCUGCUGCUGCUUCAAGUCUAAUAUGUGACUUUUAUAUUUGAUUACAUUCCAGACAUAAGACAGUGUGUCAAUGGCUUUUGUUGCUUAUCUGCUGAAGAUCCUAGUUGGCCGUUUUAUAUCAGUAAAUGCUACCGCAACAAAAUAUUACAUUUAAUAACCGCAGCAUGUUGGUGAAUUACCACUGAUAUUGAAUCUGGAUCGGCGAAUAAAGCUAAUCAUUGCGGGAAUAAAUCUCAUUCCGGUUUUCCGCGAGCGUUUCAUUGUCAGCAGCUAUUCUUUGUUUUAAAAAGACGUUUAUUAGUGUGACUAAAGCCGCUGAACACUGUCUGCAUCAUGUUCCUGGUUAUUGUGCCUGUGACCGUGUGAUAGCUGUGCUGUGUUGUGCAAAGUCCCAUUUAAUGCGACAAUUCAGCAACUUUUUACUGUCUACUUUGUCUGUCCUAGAAUGGUAAUGACAGCACAUGGAUGGUGACUGGUAAAACUGGAUUUUUACAUUGAUUUCACUGUCUGUCGCUCAUAAGCUUUGGUUCGUGUCUGCUUCUGUUGCUGUUUUCACUCUUUAAUGCACCUUUUUACGUGGACUAUAUUGUUGCAAUAAUUUGUCAUGUGUGUUAAACAGAGUCAGGAACUCCAUUUGAUAAAGACCUUGGGUGAUUGUAUGCCUCGAUGGUGCUGUCUUGAGGUCAGGGUCGAGUUUGGGCAACUCGUGAAUGAGAACCUUCGGAUCUUUAAUAUCAGGUGUUGUGGUUUUAUAUAAAGUAUUUCAAAGAGGACCAAUGAAAAAUAUAAAGAUAAUGUUACAGAUACAAAGUGGUGAGAAGUUGCUGAAUAGUCCCUUCACUUCAUGCAAUGCUUGAUAUUGAUUCAACAGUCCAAUACUAUUACAUAAAAGGUAAUAUGACGGUAGAAGCUGUAAGUUACAAUGUGCAAUGGGUUUCUAAAUGUUGUAAACGCAUGUCACCUUAGUGUGAAGCAGAAUUACGGAUGUGUUCUAUCUAAUUUGGGGUCGUAUAAAAGGAAUGAUACUAGUUUCUUUUUAUUGUAAUGUUCCCCCAAAUGAUUGUUUGUACGACUUCAGUUCCAUUUUGUACAGAACGUUAUAAAUGUAAACAUUGUACAUAGCGUGGCCCUGCAUUUGCAACAACAAUCAUUUACGAAAAAAAACAUAAUGUCAUUAAGAAAUGUGGUUUGUAAGGAAGACUUGUGCUUUUGUUACCGAUGGAAUGGCCCAGUACACGAAAACUGGCAUGCUUCGGAUGUUCGUAAUAUGACCACCAAGACGUUGUCCAUCUGUCAUAAUAAA